Molecule: messenger RNA, 797 nt
Organism: Pseudovirgaria hyperparasitica
Lineage: Eukaryota; Fungi; Ascomycota; Dothideomycetes; Acrospermales; Acrospermaceae
Product: trimeric LpxA-like protein
Exons: 3
Source: RefSeq, a predicted model, not a curated record
CGCGUCGAGUGUAAGCUGCACGUUGAGGUCGUCGCCAACAAGCCCUUUCAUCAAACUACAAACUCAUUGCAAGCUUAGGGUCAUCGUCCCAGCUCUGAUUCCUGGCUGGCCUAUUCUGAUGACAAUGUGAAACCGUCCAUCGCUACCGUAGCCUGAUAUUCUCAUAUCGCGAUGUCACGACCCGCGGUAACGAGCCGGAAAUCGGCUAAAAGCGAAUACAUUGAGACCGAUUCACUGAAUAAAGUGUCGCGUCGCACUUGCAUCUCGGGCACAGCCAACAUUACUCUCGCCGGCCGAACAGUCGUCCAAGCUGACGUGCAUCUUCGUGGAGAUCUUCAUCGCCUGAAUCACCCAACUGCACAACAACCUACCACGACGAAACCAGCAUCAGUUGGCCCAAGCAUCUCUGUUGGAAAAUGUGUUGUGGUGAGCUCGGGAUCAGUCUUGCGUCCGCCGAGCAGAGUCAGCAGAGGCAUUGUCCAGUUCUAUCCGAUGAAGGUCGGCGACCACGUCUUUAUAGGUUCGAAUACGCAUGUUUCAUCUAUCAGCAUCGCAUCUCACGUUCACAUCUCCGAAAAUUGCAUACUGCACCCAUUCAGCAUCAUUAAUCAAAAUGUUAAGAUAUUACCGAAUACGAUUGUCCCCGGGCAGAUGGUAGUCCCCGCCAAUUCGAUGAUCGGCGGUCAGCCAGCUCGAGUGGUUGGUGAAGUUGGAGAAGGGUGGGGGGUGAGUACAGGGGGUGCUGGUGGCGAAUGGGUCGAGGGUGGAGAGCUCAGAGAGCUUGUUCGAAGCAUCAG